This is a messenger RNA of Aureobasidium melanogenum CBS 110374, 2028 nucleotides long. RefSeq lists its product as uncharacterized. The coding region runs from base 1 to 2028 and encodes 675 amino acids. Gene Ontology annotation, molecular function: DNA binding; zinc ion binding; DNA-binding transcription factor activity, RNA polymerase II-specific. The transcript is spliced from 8 exons. Lineage: Eukaryota; Fungi; Ascomycota; Dothideomycetes; Dothideales; Saccotheciaceae. The record is from RefSeq and is a predicted model, not a curated record. Gene Ontology annotation, biological process: regulation of DNA-templated transcription; DNA-templated transcription.
AUGACAGACUCUGAAGAUGGAGCGACCGCAUUCAGCAGGUCAUUGCCAAGAGCAUGUGAUGUUUGUCGAGUGCGGAAGAUACGAUGCGACAAGACCACACCCUGCUCUAAUUGCAAGACUGCUGGAGUGAUAUGCAAGAUCACUAGUAGAAGCAAUGACAUUACUAAACCACGAUCUAGGGUGCUCAUCUCUAACCAAUAUGAACAGAAAAUUGAUCGCAUGGAACAACGCCUUGAGAGCAUCGAAAAGUUGCUACAGGUGUUGGCCUCGGGAACAAGGACCCCUUCGGAAUGCAAGCAACCCGAAUCUGGAUCCUCUUCAGUGACCUUUACACCCACGCCGAGUAGUUCUUUGCCGAUUCGUACUCCUCAAGUUGAGCAAUUCGAAGGAGAGUCUUCCCUGGUCGCACAUUCGAGGCAAGCCCAUGAAGCCUUGCAACACCUACUGGAAGCAGCACCAAUGACUAUUCGCAAUGAUCCCAACACAGUCAAUGCCCUUGCAUCUCUACGAUACUUGCUAGAAAAGCACCGCUCCGAACCUCCUAGCAUCACUUUGCUCUCCCGGAUGGGUUCGCUAAGUGACCUUCAGCAUUCGGAAUUACCUCCACGGGAUGAGGUGCUGAGACUUUUUACGUAUGUCGAAGCGGAUGAUUUGAAUGACAUGUUUACCUGGUGGCUCUUUGACGAUGUCGAGGACUUUUACCGAAUGUACGAUGAGUUCUGUCGCUCGCCAUCAACAUGCCCACUUGCAACCUCAGUUUUGGUGUAUUGCGCGCUGUGCUGGCUCUUAGAAGGGAAUCCGAUUAUGCAAAGAGCUGGAGUGGACAUGUCAAAGUAUGCUGAUUAUGUCCCGGUUUGUUACAAACAUCUGGCCACGUGCAUAUCAUCUUAUAAUCUCUUUGUGGAGCCCACCGAUGACAACAUAGCAGCUCUCUCUUCUGCCGCUGCAUUCGCCAUCUACACCGCCGACAUCAACGCAGCUUGGACACUGACGAGCACUGCAGCGCGUUUAUGUCAAUCUUUGGGCUACCAUCGUUUGAUCCCCAGUCGGAGUAGCGAUGGUGGGGUAUACGUUAAACGAUCUAUGCUAUUCUGGUCGGUUUACUUUAUCGACAAAUCGCUGUCACUUCGACUUGGUCGAGCAUCCGCACUUCAAGACUUUGAUAUCUCAACCUCUCCGAAAGAUGUCAUUAAUAUCUGGAAAGAUCAAGGGCCUGGCCCUUUUGACUACAAGCAUGAUAAAUUGAUGGAGUGGUUGGCACUUUCGCUCGAGAUGGCGAAAAUACAGGGAGCUAUUUAUGAUAGAUUGUACGCUCCCGGAGGUAUCAAGUCUCUGUCUGAGCGACAACGACAAGGCCAAGAAUUUAUCAUCAAGAUCCACGAAGUGUUGGCGAUGAACCAAAAGUGCUUUGAAGAGCCAGGCUGGCUUCAAGAGUACACAUCCUUCUACAAGGAAAGCAGUGAUGUUAUUCUCUACAGCUUAUUCACGCUUGUCUAUAGAGCCAUGCCUGAAGCUGCCAACGCUCAACAGCUUUCCUUGCAAGCUGCAAGAUCAACUAUGCAAGUCCAUUAUAGUUGCAGCAAAAAAGCAGAAUUCAUGGGUUCAGAAUUCAAGCUCGAAUACAUGACCUGGUCCAUCAUGUUAUGUCCCUUUACAUCCUUCAUCGUCCUCUUCCGCAACGUCAUCACAGACCUCAACAUCUCCGACCUAAAACUCCUCGAAGACUUUGUCGCAUCCAUCGAAUGGCUGAACGACAAAUCCCAACGCGAACCCCUGCAACGCUUCCAACAACUCUGCCAUGCCUUCUACAAUCUCGCAAAACACUUUGUAGCUGCUCGAUUGCGUGCAGAUAAUGAGCACAACGUUCCGACGGACGCAAGUCAGAUGCUAGUCAUGGAUACCAUGCAACAAACUAGUGGGUAUGAUGCAUCGCUAAACGACUUGGCGUUUCCAGAGGACUUUCAGACUUGGAUGGAUACGAAUAUGGACUUUAUGAAUGAUAAUUGGUUGGCUUUUGGGACGCUUUGA